CACAAUCCUCGAGAUCUGAGGGCUUUGUGAUAUUUGGUGUCAAAGCAAAGGAUUAGUGGAGACUAUCUGAUUUCCGAAAACUCUCACGCGUGAUAAUGUGACGAAGCGUGGCUCUCCACCCGGGAGCUCAUAUGAUGAGUGCUUUAAUAGACACGCGCGGGUGUCACCCUAUGUAUUGGGACUGAGCCCGCGCCACAUAUGAUGUGCAGUUGAAGACUGUCUUCGACUGGUAUCAGAGUCAAAAUAUCUAAAAUAUCAAGCAUGUUUUGGGUUAAAAUGUUUAACUUGUUCUUUCCGCAUAAAAAUUUUCUGAAAUUUAUGCUUAGCCCUCUGCACGCACACCAUCAGUGAAUGAAUAGCUAUAAUAUAUAAAAAUGUGAAUGUAUAUCUAUAAUAUAUGAGAUUGUGAAUAUAGAUAUGAGCACCUCAAUAACUGGAGAAGCAUCAACAGGAAACAAAAGAACAAAGUGCAACAAAAAAUGGGGUUAUGUGGAGGAUGCAAAGCUUGUUGAGGUAUUGGUUGAGUUGGUAAACCGGAAAGGUUGGAGGGGCGAUAAUGAAACUUUUAGGAGUGGGUAUUUGCAACAAUUGGAGAGACUAAUGGAAGAGAAGCUUCCUGGGUGUGGACUAAGAGCAACACCACAUAUCGAGUCUUGGGUCAAGCUCUUGAAGAAGCAAUACAAUGCUGUUACAGAGAUGUUGGAAACCAACUGCAGUGGAUUUGGGUGGGAUGACAUCAACAAGUGUGUGACCUGUGAGGUAGAUACCUUCAAGGAAUGGGUUAAGGGAUCGUGCUACUAGGAUGGGAGCUGAAGCACCUGCAGAUGCUGUUGAAGAAAUAAAGAUGGAGGAGCAACAAUAUCCAUAUACACCAUCAGCUAUCAAUGAGAGCCAAGAAGCAGAUAGCAAUUUUGUUGAUCAGAACGUCAACAUGAAUACUCCCUAGAUAGCUACUAAUAUUGAAGUUGCAAGUCCAAGUAGGCCAACCAGAACUAAAAAAUAUAGGCAUGAGGCCUUUGAGGUUGUGAGAGAUCUUACAUCUUAGAUAACUAAGCUAGUAGGCAUGAUGGCAGCUGCUGAGGAUCAUAUUGAGAAAUUGACUCAAUGUUUUAAGCAUUAGUCUGAAACUGCAGAUAGAAGAAUGGCAGUGGUGUCUGAGGUGAUGAAGGUGCAGAAUCUUUCUCAAUAUGAGAUUUUAAGGUGGACAGAAAAAUUGCAAUGGACCCACUGGAGACUGAUUACUUUUUUAGUCUUUCAGAGGACUAUAGAAGGGCAUAUGUUUUAACCCUUUGCUUAGAGUUUCAAAGUGGGAUGUAGCUAAGUUGGGUACAGAGGGUUUGUGUAUCUUUUGGGGAUAUUAUGUAUUGGAUAGCUUUUUGAUGUAGGCCUUAUUGAUAAAUAUGGACGCAAACACUGCUUUUGAAUCAACUACAAGUUUAUAUUUU
This is a messenger RNA of Phoenix dactylifera (date palm), 1445 nucleotides long. The record is from RefSeq and is a predicted model, not a curated record. NCBI's taxonomy places the organism in Eukaryota, Viridiplantae, Streptophyta, Magnoliopsida, Arecales, Arecaceae.